Molecule: messenger RNA, 1546 nt
Organism: Trichoderma virens Gv29-8
Lineage: Eukaryota; Fungi; Ascomycota; Sordariomycetes; Hypocreales; Hypocreaceae
Exons: 1
Coding region: 1-1089 (362 amino acids)
Biological process (GO): vesicle fusion; Golgi to vacuole transport; intracellular protein transport
Cellular component (GO): endomembrane system; SNARE complex
Molecular function (GO): SNAP receptor activity; phosphatidylinositol binding; SNARE binding
Source: RefSeq, a predicted model, not a curated record
AUGGCGCCACCGCCCGAGAUUGCGAUACCGUCGACGAGCGUGUCUGACGAAGGCUCGUCCAAGCCCUACACGCUAUACAACAUCAGUCUUCGCCUACCGCUGCGCUCCUUCAUCGUCCAGAAGCGAUAUUCCGAAUUCGACGCCCUCCACAGCGCCUUGGUCAGCCAAGUUGGCGCUCCACCGCCGUUGCCCCUUCCCGGCAAGCAUUGGCUCAGGUCGACCAUCAACUCGCCCGAGCUCACGCGAGAACGGCAGCUCGGCCUCGAAAAGUACCUCCGAGUGAUUGCGGAAUCGCCGGACCGGAGAUGGCGAGACACUUCGGCGUGGAGAACGUUCUUGAAUCUGCCGAGUUCUAGCACGAGCAACUCUACGGUGUCGGCGGCGGGUAUGGUUGGCACGGCGUCGGGAGUGGCGGAUCCGGGAGCCUGGCUGGAUGUUCACAGGGAAGUGAAGCAGUGUUUGCAUGAAGCGAGACAAUCCCUUUCGAGACGAGACGGAGCGGCCGACAGCGGCAAUUUCACGGCGGCGGCGGAAGCGGCAGCGGCGGCGAAGAGGGUCCUGGUCAAGGCCUCCGGGCUGGUUAACAACCUUUCUGACGGCCUCCGAAGGAUGCAGGAGUCGGGCAGGCUGGGUGAGGGCGAGAUACGGCGAAGACGCGACCUGGUCUCGGCCGCCAAGAUGGAGCGAGACGGUCUGGAUAAGCUUGCCAGCAGCAUGCCUGGCUCGUCGUCGGCCACCAGUCGUGGGGGUAUGGGCCAAGUGCAAGCGUCCUCUUCCAAUAGAGCGAAUCUCUUGGGCGGAUACAAACCCGCGACGUCGGGCCGGGUACUUGGCGCCCCAUUACCCGAAACAGAUCGAACGAGGGAGCUCGACAACCAGGGCGUGCUGCUGCUGCAGAAGCAGGAGAUUCAAUCCCAAGACCAGGCAAUCGACCAGCUCGCCGCAAUCAUACGGAGGCAGAAAGAGAUGGGCAUUCAAAUCAGCGAAGAGGUGGAGCGACAGACGGAGCUUCUAGACUCGCUCGACGAGGAUGUCGACCGGGUCGAAGGCAAAAUCAGGGUCGCCAACAGGCGUAUUAAGAAGAUGUGACUCAUUGCCACGACGGCUCCCUUUCAGGCAUUGUUGCUGGUGAUGAGGGUUUUGGCUUACUGGCUUUGGGUUCUAAAGACGUUGGUUGACAUUUUGACUUGGGUAUGGGAGUUGGUGCUUGUGAUUUUUUCUUAGGGGCGGGCGGGAAGCCGGCAUAAACCUCCUUUCUUGAUUACUGCUUUUUAAUUGCGGGAAGACACGACAUACUGAGCGAGCGAGCGAGACGUUGAAAAACAUUCACCAUCAUGCAUCAUGUACUAUUUUAUGUUUCUUUGUUUGGUCUUUCUGGGGAGGUUGAGGCUUCGGGGGCGCAACAUGAAUGUUUUGGCACUGGGAUGGGGGUUAACAUGCUCAAUCGCUAUGAUGUCAGCUGUAACGAUAAAUGGCAAUUUUACGCAAUACCGUUACUAUUAUGAGGCGCGGUGCUGAAUAGAUAGGAUAAUAUGAAGUUGCUUCU